UUAAAAGAUUUAGCUUAUAGUGUUUUUUUUCCCCUCUAGAGACAAUGCCACUCAAAAGCUAUCUUGCCUUCUUCCUUGCCCUCAACUUCUUCUUCACCUUCACCGCGACUGCAUGCUCCAAUUGCCCUUCAUCCCCUCGCGGUCCCUCCAGAAACCCUAGCCGCCCCUCCCCCGGCUCGACCCCUACAAACCCUACAAACCCUUCCACGGGCUCAUGCCCUAGGGAUGCCUUGAAACUCGGCAUUUGCGUUGAUGCCCUAAAUCUGCUCAACGUGACACUUGGCUCUCCGCCGGUGCAGCCAUGCUGCAGCCUCAUCCAAGGUUUGGUCGAUCUAGAGGCCGCUCUCUGUCUCUGCACGGUCCUCAGAGCCAGCAUUCUCGGCAUCAACGUUAACCUCCCCAUCAACCUCAGCUUGCUUCUCAACGUUUGCAGCAGGCAGGCGCCACGUGGCUUCCAAUGCCCUUGAAGCAAUUGGCGACCGACGUAUAAUAUCCAUCUAUUUCCAUAUUUGUUAAAAUAUAUGUAUGGGUGCGAAGCAUAUGGGCUGCAAUCUCUCCAAGUUAUGAUGACUUUAUUUCUUAUACUUGGGUUUGUGUGCUGGUUCUUUGUCCGGUAAUAAUGUCUUCGAGUGUGUUGUGUCAGUGCAUUGCAUGUAAUCUAAUCACGUACGUGUUUUUCAUGCUUCCGUGUGUGUA
Messenger RNA from Tarenaya hassleriana, 696 nucleotides. RefSeq names its product putative lipid-binding protein AIR1. The coding region runs from base 45 to 467 and encodes 140 amino acids. The transcript has a single exon. The record is from RefSeq and is a predicted model, not a curated record. Lineage: Eukaryota; Viridiplantae; Streptophyta; Magnoliopsida; Brassicales; Cleomaceae.